Messenger RNA from Homalodisca vitripennis (glassy-winged sharpshooter), 2411 nucleotides. Its product is annotated as nose resistant to fluoxetine protein 6-like. The transcript is spliced from 13 exons. Bases 54 to 2267 code for a protein of 737 amino acids. The record is from RefSeq and is a predicted model, not a curated record. Lineage: Eukaryota; Metazoa; Arthropoda; Insecta; Hemiptera; Cicadellidae. Gene Ontology annotation, molecular function: acyltransferase activity, transferring groups other than amino-acyl groups.
CACGUCUUGUGUAGCAGGUGUCAGUCCGUCUUGUGGUGUGCUACAUACGCGACAUGUUGACAAUAACGAUCCUGAUACUAUAUAUCGCGUCAUCGUAUUGCUCUGCUUCACAGCCAUUCUGUACUCUCGACGUGAGUGUUAACAACUCCAGUGAUGACAGAAGUUUCUACGGCAGACACGGCCAUCAUUCGAACUGUCACAGACUCUCGAAUACUUUUUGGACUACGCCGAAAAGUGACUUUAGACACGGAAAAGAUGUUUGGAAGGCAAUUUCUGAUGCGCUUUGGGCGUUUUCCCCUGAACCUGCGAAUAACACAGAAUGCACGCGACACAGCAAACUUUAUAGAGAACACAUCACCCGGCACACGCUGUGGGCUGUUCAAAUGCUGGAAUCAUCAACCCUGUCACCUAGUGGAAUCCUCUCGGGAAAUUCUGAUCAGCUGGGCCACUUUGAUUCCUGUCUUGGGGUGCAGCUGAAAAGUGAAGGUUUAGUAGGACAAUAUUGUCUAGCCACUCUGCACCUCUCACCCACCCCGAGAGCGUAUCCCACAUAUUUCCUCGAAGGCCACAGAAGCGAUCCCCUGAGUCUCCAUUAUCCUCCCAACCUUUCUUUCUGGGACAAACUAAAGGUGACCAAGGAUCCAUCCAAGAAGGUGCGUGGAGUAGUGCGGUGGGCACUAUGCUUGCCAGCCUCAUGCCGAGUGGAGGAUAUUCAUUCUACCCUACAGAGAACGCUACAGACUCUACGACCUGCAGGGCUUGAAAUCAGGGCAGACCUAACCAGCAGAGCCUGUACCUCCACAGUUGACUCUGAAAGCCAGAGCCCUUCUGCUGCCUAUUACUUCAUCAAGUGGCUCUUAAUAAUGAGCUCGGUUUGUAUGGUUUUAGCCUCUGCCUAUGACAUGUUGGUGUACAGGAAACACAUUCAGAAAAAUAAACCUCCAGGAGUUGGAACUCAACUGAUGCUUUGCUACUCAAUAUAUGAGAAUCUGAGUGCCCUCAACAGACCGGACCCGUCAACUGAUCUGGCUGUAAUCCAUGGUAUGAGGACAUACUCUAUGUUCCUUAUUAUUUUGGGACAUCGCUGCCUUUUCUCCUAUGGUGGUCCUUUUCAUAACCCUGAGUUUCUAGAAUAUAGAUACCGUCGCUUUGAAGAUAUCCUGUUGUUGAAUGGCACUCUAAUUGUAGACACAUUCUUUGUACUCAGUGGAUUUCUCACUUGCCGAAUGUUAUUCCUAGAACUGAAGAGAAAAGGGAAUUUCAGACUCAUCGCUAUAUAUUUAUACCGAUGGCUUAGGAUAACACCCAUAUACAUGCUGAUGGUGGUAUGUUACGCUGCAGUGCUACCACAUCUCGGAAGUGGCCCAGUGUGGAAGUUGAAGGCAGGUUUGGAGGCAGAGCGCUGCAGCAACAACUGGUGGACCAACCUUCUGUAUAUAAACAAUUAUAUCAAUGCGGAUCAGAUGUGCAUGUUUCAGUCAUGGUAUAUAUCAUGUGACAUGCACUACUCUCUGGUUGCCCCUCUGGUGGUUUACUGUCUGUGGCAGAGUCCACUUGCAGGGAUGUUUCUUCUUGGACUUAUCCUCACACUGGCAGCCCUUGUGCCCUUUCUGAUCACCUAUAUAGGCAGAUACGAUGGAGUGCUCCGUGUUUACAUGAGCCUGCUAGUUGACCCAGGGCAAGUGGACUAUUACCGAAAUGUGUAUAUAAAGAGCCACAACAGAGCAGUGCCAUAUGUAGUGGGAAUGUCAGCAGCUUACAUCUACACACAUUUAAAGGGCACUGGAUAUAAACUAACUGUGAACCAAGUAGGAGUUGGUAGUAUUGUGGCAGCAAUUGUUGCUCUGACGUCGAUGAUGGCAGCCUGGAUAUUCUACAUCCCCGGCCGACCUUACCAUCCUCUGGAGAAUGCUCUCUACAGCCCCCUGCACCGGCUUGGCUGGGCCUCUGCCAUGUCCUGGAUUAUUGUUGCUGCUGGUCUCACGGGGUUUGGUAUUUUAGAGCCCAUCUUGAGUAUGAAGUCCUUGGUGCCUCUCAGUCGACUGACAUACAGCGCCUUCCUUGUCCACGGAUUGGUACAACUUUACUCCGUAGCUACUCUCAGGGUUCCUGAGUACAUGUCUUUUCCUAAGCUUUUCUGGAUGUGGUUGGGGGAUGUGACAGCAUCAUUCAUUCUUGCUCUUGUUCUACAUCUUUUGGUAGAGGCUCCAGUGACUAGUCUGUUCAAAUUGAUACAGCCUAAACGAAAAGUAAUCAAAGAGGGCUGAACGGAUACUGGACUGAUGGACCAAAUCUUCAGCCGUGGACUCCAUCCUUAAAGUGUUACCAUUGAAGGAACCAAACAAUAUAGCAAUAAAGAGAAAAAUGAAACUGAUUUAAUAAUUUAAAUUAAAGAACUGUUUUAUAUUUGU